AUGGCCAGCACAUUAAGCCACAGCACUACAGCUGGAGCUCCAGAGAAGCCUGCGAUGUCAUAGCGCAUCCAGAACGCUGUUGACACCUCUGUCAUUGUCAUCUAUUUGGUGGUAGUGAUAGCAGUUGGGCUGUGGGCCAUGCUGAGGACCAACCGGGGCACUAUUGGAGGGUUCUUCUUGGCUGGUCGAGAUGUGGCCUGGUGGCCGAUGGGUGCCUCCCUUUUUGCCAGUAACAUCGGCAGUGGCCACGUUAUGGGGCCGGCUGGAACAGGAGCAGCUUCAGGCAUAGCCAUUGCAGCAUUUGAAUGGAAUGCUGCGCUGCUGUUGCCAGUUCUAGGGUGGCUUUUUGUCCCCAUAUACAUCAAGGCUGAGGUGAUGACCAUGCCAGAAUAUCUGAAGAAGCACUUUGGUGGGAAUCAACUUCAGGUCUACCUCUCCAUCCUGUCCAUCUUCAUCUGUGUGGUUUUGAGAAUCUCAUUAGACAUAUUUUCUGGAGCCAUAUUCAUCAAGCUGGCCUUAGGAUUAGACCUUUACCUGGCAAUCAUCAUCCUCUUGGCUAUCACUGCUGUUUACACAAUCACUGGUGAGUUCAUUGCAUUAAUGUUUUUUGCUUCUGUAAGACAUUUCAUUUUAUCUGAUGCCUUUUCAGCAUUUGCCGAAGUUGGCGGCUAUGAGAGUUUCACAGAGAAGUACAUGAAUGCCAUCCCAUCCAUAGUUAAGGGUGACAACCUGACGAUCAGCUCCAGGUGCUACACUCCUCAGGCUGACUCCUUCCACAUUUUCCGAGAUGCUGUCACUGGGGAUAUUCCGUGGCCAGGCACAGUUUUUGGAAUGACCAUUUUGGCUCUGUGGUACUGGUGCACAGAUCAGGUGAUGUGUGUGUGUGUGUGUGUGUGUGUGUGUGUUUUAACAUGUUUAUGUUGUUCUUUUUCUUCUCAGAGAAAAGCUUCUAUACUCCAUUGUGCGUAUAUACCAUCGUUUCUCAGUAAACUCCCCUCUGAACUCCUCUCAGAUAAGGUGGCUUGUGUCGUCCCUUCCAAGUGUGUGAAACACUGUGAUACUGAAGUUGGCUGCAGUAACUAUGCCUACCCAACACUGGUGCUGGAACUGAUGCCUGAUGGACUUAGAGGCCUGAUGCUCUCAGUCAUAUUGGCCUCUCUCAUGAGCUCCCUGACUUCCAUCUUCAACAGCACCAGCACUGUCUUCACCAUGGACCUCUACACCAGGAUUCGGAAGAAGGCAUCAGAGAAAGAGCUCCUUAUAGCUGGACGGUUAUUCAUCAUUCUAUUAACUGUCAUCAGCAUUAUGUGGGUCCCAUUUGUACAGAUAUCUCAAAAUGCACAACUAUUCCAUUAUAUAGAAUCGGUUUCUAGCUACCUUGGGCCUCCAGUUGCAGCUGUCUUUCUACUUGCCAUCUUCUGUAAGAGAGUCAAUGAACAGGGAGCCUUCUGGGGUCUAAUCAUUGGACUCAUAAUUGGCCUUAUCCGUAUGAUUGCAGAGUUUGCCUAUGGAACAGGGAGUUGCUUGGCUGCCAGUGACUGUCCUAAGAUUAUCUGUGGAGUGCACUAUCUGUACUUUGCAAUCAUCCUCUUUUUUGUGUCCAUCUUAGUUAUCCUGGGACUCUCCCUGAAAACCAAACCCAUUCCUGCUGUACAUCUCUAUCGCCUGUGCUGGACUCUUCGAAACAGUACAGAGGAACGCAUUGAUUUAGAUGCAGAAGACAAAAGACAGGAAAAAGCUGAUGAUUUUGAAGAAGCAGGAUACAAGAUAAACACACAAAAAUCAGAAGAACCUUGGGAGUGUUUCAAGAAGGCUUAUGAUGUAUUCUGUGGUUUGCAGAAGAAAGCCCCUAAGCUGACCAAAGAGGAGGAAGAAGCCCUGAAGAAGAAGCUGACAGACACGUCUGAGAAGCCCUUAUGGAGGACUAUCGUGAACAUCAAUGCCAUCCUCCUCCUGGCAGUGGUGGUCUUCGUCCAUGGCUACUUUGCCUGA
Trichechus manatus latirostris (Florida manatee) is the source of this 1992-nucleotide messenger RNA. Its product is annotated as solute carrier family 5 member 4-like. Gene Ontology annotation, molecular function: D-glucose:sodium symporter activity. The transcript is spliced from 16 exons. Gene Ontology annotation, cellular component: plasma membrane. Gene Ontology annotation, biological process: sodium ion transport; transmembrane transport. Lineage: Eukaryota; Metazoa; Chordata; Mammalia; Sirenia; Trichechidae. The record is from RefSeq and is a predicted model, not a curated record.